CCAUGCGCGGGCGCCAUAUUGCCGAGCACUCCUCCCCUCCCUCCAGCCGGGUCCGAGCACACACAGCCACAGCUGCGGCGCAGGAGGCGACAGACUGAACAAGGCUACCGUUGGAGUGGACCGGUGAUACAGCAAAACCAAGAGCAACCCCGUGGAAUUCAAUUGAAUGGAUUAAACCUCUUUACGCCACUGUUUACUGACCGAAUUGGGACUUACGUCACGGCGCCACGGAUAAAAGGUCGUUUUGAGUCUUUGUAGUUUCUUUUUAGAGAAUUGAACAGCUAAAACGUCUGUGUAUGUAGCUUGUGUUUAGCUCAACGGUGAUGGAUACUUGAAGCUAGCUAGCCGACUGUACUUCUGUCAGGCUAGUAGCAAUAGCCCCAUAUUAGCUAGUUUUCUCGGCUGUUACUCCGCUUUAACGUUUGUGUUCAUUCUAGUAUACAACAUGUUAGUUUGUUAGAAAGAAAAAGACAAAGUGAGCACACCGGCGUAUUGGAACUGCUAUCAGCUGACGUUAGCUCGCUAGCUACACGUAAAGCAGCCACCAGCUUUCUUUGCUACUCAUACAAUUUGUCGUGUAUGAGUGGCUGUAGUUAAUAAGUACAACUUUUCUUGAUAUUUAAACCGGACUAUCUCAUUUUUUGGCCGUGUGGUCCACUCACCGUAGUUUUGUCAAAACGGCGGCGUUAACGAGCUUCAACUUUGUUACAUACUGUCAGAGACCAACUACCCCCCGGAUUUUCUUGAAAUGCAUCAUCCGGACCCCACUGGAGACUCUGGCAGUGUUAGAAAGAUGGCGCACCCGGCUGUCUUUCACAGAAAGGGUAGCAACACAAGCAGUGGGAGCAGCCCCUCGCUGUCAACACCGGUGGUCACUAACAGUCACGGCUCGGCUGCAGAAGAAUAUCAGACCUCCCUGUUGAUUCAGUGCCAAACUCCUGCUGCUUCGUCCUCCCCAGGACCUCACCAUCCUCCCUCCCACAGCCUGAAUCUACAUCCCCAGGCUGCACAGUCUGCUGGGGCUCAGAUGAAAAAGAAGAGUGGCUUCCAGAUUACAAGUGUGACCCCUGCACAAAUAUCUGUGAGUACCAACAACAGUAUUGCAGAAGACACAGAGAGCUAUGAUGACCUGGAUGAGUCCCACACGGAGGAUCUGUCAUCCUCCGAAAUCAUGGAUGUAUCUCUCUCCCGAGCUAAUGAUGUAGUGGGGGCAGAGAGAAGCUCCUCUGAGGAGACCCUGAAUAAUUUCCAUGAGGCUGAAACCCCAGGACUGCUGUCUCCAAACCAGCCUUCACACCUCCAUUCCCUGAACCAAGCUCCACAGCAUGGAGGAGGUAUGGUGAAUGGGACUGUGCAUCGUCAUCCUCAUCAUCAGAACCACGGCCAGGCCUACCCACUCUCUUCUGGGCCUGUGAGCGCCUCAUCUACCCAUGCCUCUGUCACUCAGAAAAUGCCUUCUAAUGUUGGGGUCUCCCAAGAGACCCUUGCACAUGUUGUUUCUCAGCCUGCUGGGGUAGUGGGCCUGGGAUCUGCUCCUGGAAUGCUCAGCUCUGCUACAGGCACUGCAGUUAGUAUAGUUAAUCCCCAGACCAGCAGUGUUAGUAAUGUGAAUAUGUUGAGCUCUGCCAAUGUGCCUGUGAGGGGGGGAAUAAGCACGAGUGCUAACAGCAGCUCUGGAGGCUUUCCUCUCAACGCGAAAAGCGCUGCCGGGGGUGGCAGAGGUGCAGGUGGUUCUGCUGCAUCCGGGGGCAACCUCAUGACUAACACCAAUAACGGCAUGAAUCAGCAACAACAAAGUCUCAACUCUAAUAUCGCGUCAACGACUACAACCACUUCUGCUGUUACUGUUGGCAGUGCCUCUGGAGGGCCUGGUCUCUCAAGUGGGAUUCAGGCAAGACACAGUUCCCCGGGUGCCCCUGUUACUAUCUCGGCUACCCCUGCCCAACCUGCCCCAACUGCUGCGCCGGCUGUUGCUACCACCAGUUCUCGCUUCCGGGUGGUGAAGUUGGAUUCAAGUUCUGAGCCCUUCAAGAAGGGCAGAUGGACAUGCACUGAAUUCUACGACAAGGACACACCCAGCUCUGCCUCGUGCUCAUCUACAUCCGAUGCUGGCUCUAGCAGCACGCGCCAGUUUGUCCCUGAGAACUUUGUUGGGUGCGCAGAGAGGGAAAGCACAAGUGGUAGCUCUGUGAGUAGUACUUUGAGUACAGUGAGUCAUUAUAUGGACAGUGUUUGCAGUGCAGAGGUUGGGGGACCUUCGGUUUCCCAACAUGGCCAGGAAUAUGCAUCCCCUCCUCAGGGUUUCCAAGCAAUCAUCCCCAGUGGCUUAAGUAUGGGUGUGUCUCACACUCAAACUCACGUCAACCCCCAAGACAUCACCCAUUCCCAUAUCAAAGCCGGCAUGGCUUCCUCUACUCCCUCAAACAGCAAUCAGCCUGUACCCAUGCCAGGCCACUCUAUCACCAGUGGAUUGCCUAUGCCCAAUCUACCCCAGCAGCAGCUCACCUAUGCCCAGGCAGUUGCUAAUCAACCUACAGGAUCCACACAGGGCUUAGUCGGUGUUCAGCAGCACCAGCUUGGCUACACCCCACUCCCUCAGCAUCCAUCUGCUGCCCCAGUGCAGAUGAGACCCCCUGAGUAUAGCCAGACACAUCAAGGUAUCCCCCAAGCUGCUUCCUCUCAACAUCUUUUAAACCAAGGUGUACCAAGUUCUUCUGGGCAAGCUAAUGGAGCAUGUCAGAUGAUGGGAGGCCUACCGCAGCCACAGGCAGUCCUCCAAAGUCAGCCCCAGCAGCCCUCAUCUCUUCAGGCUACCACCUCCAAUACAUCUUUUCAUGUUGGAGUCGCAGGUCAACCGCCUCAGAGCCACAUGGAUUGCCAGCAACAGAAACCACAGUCCCUCCCAACACAAAUCCAGAAUCUUGGGCUGUGCACCCAGUUGCCCACUACAAUGCAGAGCCAAGUGUCUGCCCCGAGUGUGCCUCCAUCUAAACCUCUGAUUGAGCACCAGGCCCAACCACAAAUUCUCCAUGUUGGUAAUAAUAGAUUGCCCCCGCAAGGUGUUCCCCAGAGUGUGUCCCAUGACCUCAGCAGUGCCCAGGCCCUGGCCCAUGCUGCUCAAGCUAGUGCGCUGUACGCUAGUCUGCCCACCUUCACAACCACUCAGCUGCAGGAUGCGCAGCGGCUCCUCCUCCAGCAUCAGUCGGCUUUACUGGGCUUGCCGAAGCUUUCAGGGGGGGACCCAGCAUCUGGAUCGAGCAUUGGCCAGAGUCAAGAAGCUGAAGGCCACACUGCCAUCGCCAGUGCCUUAACUGCAUCAGCUGGUCUCAAGACUGUGGAUGGAGAGGAGGAUGGCUCGUCGGGAGCCAGUGUUGUGGCCAUCGACAACAAGAUUGAGCAGGCAAUGGACCUGGUGAAGAGCCACCUGAUGUACGCCGUGCGCGAGGAGGUGGAAGUUCUGAAGGAGCAGAUCAAGGAGCUGAUUGAGCGCAACUCCCAGCUGGAGCAGGAGAACACACUGCUCAAGACGCUGGCCAGCCCGGAGCAGAUGGCACAGUUCCAGGCUCAGGUUCAGACCACAUCCCCGCCGGCCGCCCCAACGGCCGCCACCCCGGGCCCGGCAUGCACCAUCGCUCAGCCCGGCUCGCACACCUCGGGCCCCUCUGCAUAGCCUGGUGCGUACAGACUGACUUGAACGCUGCUUCUGCAAAAGCAUACAAGCAGGAGUUUUUGCUGUUCAUCCAAGAAUUUGCACAUAUUUAUCCCUCAGAAGGAUGCAUCCAGCGGGACAUGUGCACAAGGCGACAAUCCAGUGAUGCUAUUGAGGGAGGGGAGUUGGGUGGAAUUCAUUGAACAUUUGCCAAAAAAAAAAACAACACUUGGACAUAUCAGCUAGAAUGUCUUAUCAUGAAGCAAAACAGCGCUACAAAAAAUAAAUAAAAAAAACACACAGAUGCUUAAAAGAUCACAGUGCCUGUGUCUGGAUUUUAGGCGAUGUCAAUUUUACUGAAGAGAUAGGAGGAAGAAUGAUGGGAAGACUUUUUUUGUUCUUUUUUUUUGUUUUGUUUUCUGUAAAUAAUGUCUCUCACGCCUAGCAGCUAAUGUUACAAGCGGAGAGGGUUGAAAGAAAAAGGCCUUCCCAGAGUGACAAAGAAUGUGAGCAAAUAUCGUGACCAAGUCCCCAUCUGGAAUGGGGUGGGGUGGGGGGGUGCAGGCAAGCUAUUCUAAAUAACAGCGGCAUGGAUGAUGUUACUUCAACUGGGUUUUGGUGGAACAGACGACAAAUGGGUUUUCUUACUAAGAGGAUGUUACUAUAUUUUCAGUAUUUCUUUUCAAAGCUCAUCAUUGCUGUUGCUUGGAGUUGAAACGUGGUGAUGCAGGAGGCGGCAUUUUCCUGACUCAGAAAUUGGGCAGAAGAUGAUGUACAUUUUUGUAUAGUGUAAGUAAUGUGUAAGAUAGUAUGCGGGAAGAGAAACAACAGAUCUGUGUCUUGCUCACGCAGCCUGAGCAGCAACAUUCUCGCCUUGCCCAGACUGUUGUCUAUUUUUAAUGCUGUAUUUUCAGGAUGGGCUAUUUAAACUGACAAGGUUGGCUAGAACCUCCACUGCGACAUCAACUUACUGUAAAAGCAUUUUCUCUCUUCUUUCUGAGGUAUUGCACUUUUUUUUAUUAUUUAGAGUUUUUUUUUUUGACAGUGAAUUCUUUCUGGAUGAACAAUAUAUGAAUUUCUCAACAUUUAGAAGAAACAAGCUUCUGGAGAUGUUUUUCCCCCCCAUUUACAUUCUGUGUAUCAGUUGUAUGCUCAUGUUCUGUGCAUGUUUCUGCAAGACUGGAUGAGAAGUUGUAACAACAUACCACAAUUGCACUUGAAAGCUGCACUUCACAACUUUCAUUAAAAUGCUAAAGGUAAGAAGAA
Molecule: messenger RNA, 4915 nt
Organism: Doryrhamphus excisus (bluestripe pipefish)
Lineage: Eukaryota; Metazoa; Chordata; Actinopteri; Syngnathiformes; Syngnathidae
Product: TSC22 domain family protein 1-like
Biological process (GO): negative regulation of apoptotic process; regulation of transcription by RNA polymerase II; positive regulation of cell population proliferation
Cellular component (GO): cytosol; nucleus
Source: RefSeq, a predicted model, not a curated record